UCUAAGUGUUCCUUUAUGGCUACAACUAACUUCUGGGAUAGGCAUAGGAUAUAUACUGACAUAAAUUAUCCUGGAAAACUGUGGGAAAAUAGGGAUGUAUAUAUACACGUUUGCGAUCGCGUCUCUGAACCGUCGGAACACAUGUAAUGGUGGGUGAGAGGUGAUGCCAUUAUACCAGUACUGGGUGCGACGUUUUAGUGAAAGGUUUUCAUGCACAGCCAGGGAUAGACUUAGGGAUCAAAGAGGAUAGGUUGGGAAGUAUAUCGCUCACACUCUACGUUUGUAGGUGUAUUGGAUAACCUCCACGAUCCACAAAUACAUUGGUAAUAACCUGCCAAAACCAUUGCUCGCCAUUUAGUUGAUAUGACGAUAUCUUCAAUAUGAUUCAGUCUCAACAAGUUAUCAGCAAUUGGAAACUCUUAUUUACAUCAAAUCGGGAUAUAACAAGAAAAGAUUCGUAAAAGCUAUGGAUAGGGAACAUCAGACUUGUAAGGAUGUACAGACGAAGUCAAAGGGCAACACAGCUAUGGAUAAUGCUCGGAAAAAGUGCAGAAUGUCCCUUAAAAUCCCCAAAUGGUAUCAAUACCGUGGGGGCGAGGACUUGGUCAUCUGGCUUCACGCAAUACUUGACGAUCUGAAGAAUUUAGAUUUGAGCAAGGGGGUGAAACAAGCAGUUCAUAGCGACGUAAAGGGCGGCUCUUGGGGCAGAGCAUAUGCAAAGAAAACAUUGAAGCGAUGGAAACAAGUCAAACGAUCGUUAAGUUUAGACGACGCUCCAAUAAAUGAUAUGACAAAUGAUUGUAAAGAUCAAGAAAAUACAUUGGAUUAUCUAUUUAAGUCGCAUGCAACCACAGAUUCCAAAAGGACAAAUACCUCUACGAAAUCUGAAAAAAGUGUUCAUCCAAUAGGCAUUUAUAAGCCUAUUGUCAAACCAUCUUGCAACAAAGAUCAGAACGAAGUAUUUCGAAAAGAAAUAUAUGUUUCUAGCAAAAGAGACACCCAUAUUGUAAACCAAAAUAAUUAUUCAUGUGUCUCUAAUAAAGAAGAAAGAAAAAUUGAUAAAGUGAACGUCUGUGAGAACAAUAUUAAAGACCAUGAUGAAGUGGUUCAAAAUGCUGAUCUGCCAUUGUAUAAUAUAAACAAUGCGGUUAAUGACUUACAACAUGAAGAACAUACAAGUAGUGAGGACGAUGAACGUGAUGAAGGAUACUCUAGCAUAAACAGGAACGACUCUGAUAAAUUGCUAGACAUCCUUAACAUUGAUGAAUUCUCAGAAAUAUGUGAGAGAAAACUAAACGAAAACUGUAAUUCAAAUGCUGAUAUUAAUGCAUCUCCACCCGACUGUGUUACAUAUAAACCACCUAGCACCUCUCGUUCUAAAGAGAAUACAGACACGGUUGUUGCAAGCCCGACACUUUGUCGGACAAGUAAAAAGAUGUACAACGUCACUAAAGCGAACGCCUCAAAAGAAAUGGUAGAAGUUGUCAUCAAGAAGAAGGAAGCACAUGUUGCAACGUUACGGGCAGAAAUGCAAUAUUUAGUUGAACUUGCCGAUAGGCAUGAAGAUGUCGAAAUUGAAGUUGUGCACAAAGACAAGCCAUCUCCACAAAAAGUUACAAAAUCUAAGGAAAAGUCACCAGAUAUUGAGCAAAGUGCAGCUUUUAAUACAAAUGAUCGGACUAAAGGGGAGAUAAACAUAUUGAUCAAUGCAUCCGAUGUAUUGAAUCCAACAGUAUCUACUCAGACGAUUGUUGACCGAUUUGGAGUAGAACACCAAACAUUAAAUCAUCAACAAGAAGUACCGGAAUAUUUAGAAACGGAGACACUAGCAAAACAUGACACCUAUAGUGUGACAUCACAUCAUCAAUCUGCAAUUAGCUCAAAUAUUAAAAAUAAUCCAUUAGUUGAUAGAGCUGCUGAUAACACAGAAGAGGAUACUAGAAUAAACGAGGCUGCCUAUUUAACUCAAGUCGAAGAGUGUAUUAAUGCAUCCGACAAUGACUUCGACAACGAUGGAACAUCUAACCUUAAGGCUGGUGAGCAAUUAGAGACGGCUUUAUUACAGAUAUUUGCAGAGAAAAGAACACUUCAACGCCAGGCUAGAAUUGACAAUGACUUCAGUUAUAGCAUGAGGUCGUAUACAAGUGAGGAAUCUGUAGAUAGUAUCCAACUUUUAGACGAUGAACAAAUGACACCAUGCGACAACAAUGAUGCCCUGUCAGACGAUAGCGACACUCUUGAACUAAUUGAUCCAGAUACAAUAGAUUUCGGUGAUUAUAACAAAUGCGAAGGUUUAAACGAUAAUGAACCAUCGUAUGAUGAUAUGUAUGUUACCGAAAGGGCACCCCUAGAUCCAAGGACGGUUUUAUUGGAUACAAUACCAGAAGAAACUCUUCCAGAAACAGACACUUAGCUUGAAGAAAUGCAAAUAACUCAAAAUAAAAAUAAAUAUAUAAUAGAUGUCACUAGUCACAUCACAAGUCUCUAUUGAAGGUAAUUUUAACGAAUUCUUAAAGAUGAUAAGUAUACU
Owenia fusiformis is the source of this 2530-nucleotide messenger RNA. Lineage: Eukaryota; Metazoa; Annelida; Polychaeta; Sabellida; Oweniidae. The record is from the annotation of a GenBank genome assembly.